GUGUAGCGGUGAAUGGGUACAGCUCAAUUUACCUCGGACUGUAUCUCACACUGACAUGCACUGUCAACGUUAGCUGCGGUGUUUACGUUCACGCGGACCAGGCAGUGUAGAAAUAGUAGUCGUGUGUUCCGUCACUGUAGUUUAAAAAGGUAGGAGAAGUGGUAAGUGACUGCUUCUCUUCCGUUUAAAAGGGGGCAGGAGCUACGUGCUAAGCUAAAGCUAGCAAGGUGUAUGAUUACAGGAAGUGUCCACCUGCGCUACCUUCACCUGGCUCUGUCAGCAUAGCCUGCGAGCUAACAGGCCGUAUAUCAGCAUAAGAUGCGUUUCAUGCUGCUGUUCAGCCGGCAGGGGAAGCUGCGGCUGCAGAAGUGGUACACAGCCACAGCGGAACGCGACAAGAAGAAGAUGGUCAGGGAGCUCAUGCAGAUAGUGCUCGCCCGCAAACCAAAAAUGUGCAGCUUUCUAGAAUGGAGGGACCUCAAGAUUGUCUAUAAAAGGUACGCUAGCCUGUAUUUCUGUUGUGCAAUUGAAGAGCAGGACAAUGAGCUGAUCACACUGGAAGUCAUCCACCGCUUCGUAGAGCUUCUGGAUAAAUACUUUGGCAGCGUAUGUGAGCUGGACAUCAUCUUUAACUUUGAGAAGGCAUACUUCAUUCUAGAUGAGUUCCUGAUGGGAGGAGAGAUCCAGGAUACCUCUAAGAAGAGCGUCCUCAAAGCUAUCGAACAAGCAGACCUGCUGCAGGAGGAGGACGAGUCGCCCAGGAGUGUGUUGGAGGAGAUGGGCUUGGCGUAGGACACACUGAGUUGUGAAAGACUGCAGAUACAAAGGCUGAGGGCUGAAUGAGAGGUGGGGGGGUGCACAAUCUUGGAUGGAACAGGCUUGGACUGAUGGUGUUUGGUUCUCUGGUUCUGGGGGCCGACGUGCAGUGUUUGACUGGGGAAGAGACUCGGUUAGGAACGGAAGAUCGUUGCGCUGACAGGCCUUUCAGCUCUGUGUGUGUGUGUGUGUGUGUGUGUGUGUGUGUCUGUCUGUGUCUGAGCGUGUGUGUGUCUGAGCGUGUGUGUGUCUGAGCGUGCGGUUGAGGACAUGGGAUUUAAACUUGUGGAGGGGGUUGUGUAUGUUCAGAUUUUAAAGGGCUGAGAUUGAGUCCAGUUUAGUUUAUCAGAGUUGAAAUAAGAAUCUGCAAUCAAUCCUGACGUUGAAUCACAGCGAGGCAGCUCGAAGGAAACAUAAGUAAACAGUCAGGUACUGAAUGUGGUACAGGCCGGGAUUGGCCAAAACACAAUAAGUGAGCGUCACUUCAGUGAUAAGUCUGAUGGUGUUUUUAUAUAUUUGUAUUUUCAACUAUUCAUGAAAAGACAAAACAAAAAAAAUGUGUUACUCCAUCUCACAAUACUUUCUGAUUUAUAGAUGCUGUCUGGGACACUCGACUUAAAACCCUACUAAAGACAUUCAAUUUUAAGAAAGCUUACAGAUAUAUAGUUUCAUAAAUUAUAAAAAUGAUGGCUACUGCAGUUUUUAGCUGCCACUCAAACAGGAGAUUUACUUAAUUUAUUUAAUGCAGCCACGUGAAAAGAAACAUAUUUUACAGUACAGUAAAAUAUCCCAAACUCUUUAUAUACCCAUUUUCAUAAACAGUAUAUAUAACGAAAAGUAUGUCCUCUCUCAGUAACUUACAUAAUAUUUAUCAGGAGGAAAUGGUGCCUUCAUUGGGGACUAUUUUCAGCAGCGGAUUCAUCCUCAUUCUCAGCUCUAGUGUUCAUUCAAAAUGACCCCACUUCUGUUUUUAAUAGUUUGGAUACAACAAUGCAGCUCUAUGGUGCAAAGGGAGUAAUAUAUAUCUCUAGAUGCUCACAAAUGACUUGUUAGUAAGAUAUAUUUAUUGGUGAUUUAGGUACGCACAUCAGAUUUGACUAUCAAAUAAAUAUGAAAUUCCACCAGACCUUUUUAAAGUAAAAUUCUGUGUUUAUACAAUCCUGUUUGUCAUUUUUCCUAUUGGUAUGGAAAUAUAAUAAGGAAAUAACACACAAGGAUGUCUGUCCCCCCACUGAUCUAUUUUUAGGACACAGGAGAGCCAUUCUCACACCUCCAGUCAUGACAGCAAAGAUGGUUCAAACAGUUCUUCUCUUUCAGGCUGUGUGUAGUUCAGGUUUGUGUAAAGGGUCACAGAGUCCAUCAUUCCCACAAGCCACGUCAUCAUAGCCAAGAGGACUGCAGAUGGCAGAGUUGGUAAGAAAACAGAAAUGUUUUCUGUCUCCGCUCUGUAAAUAUCACAGUUAUUUCAACUACUCUUAAAAAUGUUCCAGUAGAAAUGUUUCAUGAAGGCAGGUUUGCAGCGUUUAGAAUUCAUUCCAAUCAUCUUACCCAACACAACAGGCCCGGGGUGACAAACUGCAUUGUGGGUGGUUAAUAAUGAACCAAAGACAUUUGAGAUUUUCAUCACAGCCUGAAAUAAGUUGUUUAUCAGCCAUGCAUACAGUAUGUACUGUGAGUGGACUGAGGCACCAGACGAGAUGGAAAUGUCAAGUCUGUCUUAUGCAAUUUAACAAAGUGCAGUGGAGAAUCACAUCCCACUGAGAUGAAGAGGAGAAGCUCAGCAUUGAAUUAGAAUCAUUGUUCUGCUGGUACUAAAUGCUGGUCCCAAGGCAUUGGAAUAAAUCACAUUUUAGAGCAGUAUAUCAGUAAGUUCAUGCUGUUACAAUGUUUUAUCGCUUUGAAUGUGUUGUUGUUACUGAUGUGAUCAGUUUGAGGCUUUUUAAGAUGAGUAACCGCUGCUAGACUCGUAGAAGUCAGAAAGAGAAAAAGAGCUGGAUCUAAUAAAUGCUCUUUCUGUAACUUCUCAUUUAAUUUAAGCAAAGGGUAUUUCUUAAACAAUAGAGUGCCUGAAACCUGUUUUGAAUUCUUGACUUAGUGGUGUCACAGUUCACCGUAUACCUCAGGAUUUAGGUCAGGGCCCUUUUCGAUCCCCAGUUUAAAAUAAAACAUGUUGAUUAAUUAACUGUUAAAGAGGAAAGAUGUUUAUUUUUACAAUUUCAUCUUACCUUGACAUGACUUACAGAGUAAAGAUUGGCUCCAUUGCAGACAAAUGAUUUAGUGUCAUUGCACAAAUGCAAAAAUGUAUUAAGUUUAUGCUGACAUGAAAACUUGAUCCAAAUAAUGUAAGCUCUAAUCCUAGACUAUUACUAAUAUACCCAAUUUAUCUGAGAUGAAAGAAUGUCAAUUAAAGAUUCACUUUUUAAUUAAGGAUAUAAAAUCCAUACGAGUUAGUAGAGAAAAUAAUCUGUUGCCGGCGAUUUGAAUAUGCAAGACACAAUAUUAUGAUGCUUGAUCUGAAACAUGCAAUAAUAAUACAUUGUGUGUAUUAAGCGCUUGAUCAGGUGCUUAAAGACGGGUGAAAACACAAGAUAAAAAGUCAAAUUAAAAUCAAAAAAUAAGAGCACAUUUAUCACAAUGGCACAGCAUCAAUCACACAUUAAAAGCCAGUCUGAAAAGGUGUGUUUUGGUCAAUGCAAUCAGAGCUCUACUCCCCCAAAUAACACAGAAGCAGUGUAUGUGUGAACUGUUACACCACUCAUUUUUAGUGAGUGUGCUGGUGUGAUGCCUGACAUGUUUAAUCCAUACCACGAUCAGAGUUGAUUCACGAGUGAUUGAUAGCUUUCCAUUUUGACUCAAACUUUAGCUUUUUUUAAAUGAGUGUAUCUGAAAUAAGUCUUUACUUAGUGACCAUGCAGUAGGAUUUCUCUUUCAAUAGACCUGUUUGACGUCAUUAUUUAUACUGUACGAUGUAAAGUAUCUGUGCUUUCAGAAAAAAAAAAUUCCUAUAAAAUAGAGCCGGAUGAUAGGCUACCUUUUAGAAACGUGUGAUGAAUCAUUAGAUAUUUUUGGAAAAUAAUUUAUAAGCUGUAUCACAAUAUUAAAUCCUGAUUUCAGUGGUUGCCGCUUGCUAACGUUUUGUUACAUUUUUCAGUCCUAUGUAAUCCUACAGAGGGGAAUACUCUUGUAUUGCCUCAAAAUAUAUGCAUGUUUUCAUUAUACAGGGAUUCAUUUAUAUAACGUCCUCUCAGGAGUUCUGGACCUCUAAUAGGAGAAUUUGUUUUCUUAGUUUAGUGCUCUUUUGUGAACUCAUUCAACCUGAUGAUCUGUUUAUUUGUACAGAAAGAAGAAGUAAAUAUUGGACUGCAACGCAUUGUUCUUUAAGGAGAAUGAUGUCCUCACAUGAUGUGUAUACCUCCUUUAAACUAAGAAAGGGUGGAGGUCAGACUGCAGCACUGUUGUCUGUACACAGCAAGGACUAAUCCUCUGUUUUCCUCUGCUGAACUCUGAAUGUUAGUGUGUUUUUAAGAGUAAGGGCUCACUGUGUGAUCUGAUUGUUUUCUGUUGGCAUGUAGUGGAACUAAUGCAUCAAAAGGGCACAUGGAGAAGAGGUGUAACAUACUGAGACAUCUGCAGGACAGAGGUUGUUGCAAAUGUACAGCAUGGUAGCAGAAUAACGGACUUAUUUUAAAGGGGACAUAUAAUAAUACUUUUACAUGGUUAUUAUGUAUUUGGGUCUCUAUAAGAACAUGUUUACAUGCUUUAAUGUGAAACAGAAACGUUAUUUUUCUCAUACUCUUUGUCUGAAUGUACUUGUAUUCACCAUCUGUCUUAAAACGCUCUGUCUCAGCGCCUGUCUCUUUAAGACCCCUUCCUGAAAGUCAGCUCUGAUUGGCUUAGGAGAAAAGUUAAAUCCCUUGUUUCCUCACCAUCAUUUCUCAUAAUAUGCCACCUUUUAACUCUUGCCUUGUGAUGUCUUUUAAGUAUAAGAAUUGAAUUAUGGCCCUAAAGUUUUUAGCAUUAGCACUAUUUGUUGUCCGACUACGUCUUACAGCCGGUUGCUAGCUCUACUGAAUGUCCACACUGCGGCUGCUGUCAUGGCUGCAUCACACUGCCUGCCUCUAGUUUCUCUUCAGUGUCUUCUUAGUCAUGAUGCAAUAACAGCUGGUAAUGGUGAAGCACUCUGUACACAAGUAAUGUUCAAACGUACCUCCUCAUCUCCAAACGUGGCUACUUGUGGCAUGAAGUGGCAGUGCUUUGUUAGCCUGGUUCUUUCCCUCCAAUUUUUCAAAAGUGUGUCUCAAUAAUGUUUACCAUCUCCAUUGUGUGAUAUUCUACUUCGUUACCCAGUUGGAACUUUGUCUUUAUCAUAUGCAAUGACUAAAAUCGAUUUGGUGAUUUUCUUGUUCAUUAAUGUGAAAGACAAUUAAGGUUUUGAUUUGAAAUCUCUCUGUUAAAGUUUCUGGUUCCUUGGAGGGGGAGAGGAGACAGUGUGUGGUUUAAAGAGCUGUCAGCAGAAACUCACCAAUCUGUAAUGCAGGCAAAGGCUUAAGGGACUCAGUGUGUGAAUGUAAUUUUAUAAACAAAUAAACAAUUUUAAGCUUAAGCAAA
This is a messenger RNA of Eleginops maclovinus (Patagonian blennie), 5424 nucleotides long. RefSeq names its product adaptor related protein complex 1 subunit sigma 1 (gene ap1s1). The record is from RefSeq and is a predicted model, not a curated record. Gene Ontology annotation, cellular component: intracellular membrane-bounded organelle; AP-1 adaptor complex; membrane coat. The transcript is spliced from 5 exons. Gene Ontology annotation, molecular function: clathrin-cargo adaptor activity. Bases 319 to 792 code for a protein of 157 amino acids. NCBI's taxonomy places the organism in Eukaryota, Metazoa, Chordata, Actinopteri, Perciformes, Eleginopidae. Gene Ontology annotation, biological process: vesicle-mediated transport; intracellular protein transport.